Molecule: messenger RNA, 1245 nt
Organism: Linderina pennispora
Lineage: Eukaryota; Fungi; Kickxellomycota; Kickxellomycetes; Kickxellales; Kickxellaceae
Product: SAICAR synthase-like protein
Exons: 3
Coding region: 1-1245 (414 amino acids)
Biological process (GO): phosphatidylinositol phosphate biosynthetic process
Cellular component (GO): endosome membrane; fungal-type vacuole membrane
Molecular function (GO): 1-phosphatidylinositol-3-phosphate 5-kinase activity
Source: RefSeq, a predicted model, not a curated record
AUGAAGACGACACACACCAGCCCUGACCUGCAUUUCGGCGAGAGCGACGCCGGCAGCGACUCUGAGAAUAUCACUGCCAUGACUGAGCAGGAUGCUGAGAACGCCGCCGCAUAUCUAGAGUCCGUUAUCGGCCUUGACCUCAAGUACCCGCUGGAAUCGACCGAGCAUGUGAUCGCUGGGUCCCCAAUCAUUGUGCGCGAGUCCGAGCCCAGCUCCAUCAUCGCCUUCACCCUGAUGGCCAGCGAGUACCGCACCGAGCUGCACAAGGUCCUGGAGCCCGCUGUCCCGCCCACUGCCACUCCCGACGGCAACUCGCCGGGCUCCCCCAGCAGCCCACCGUCUGUGCGCUCGCCACGCAACGAGUUCGCGCGGACAACACCGGCCGAGCAUGCCCAGGAACUAAUUGAAUACGCAAUGCUCCAUGCACCCCUAUCGCACUUGAAAUUGCAGUUCACCAGCCUGGUCCGCACAUUAUUCAAAUGCAAGGUGAUGUUUGCGCCGCAGUUCGACGGGCUGCGGCGGUGCAGCGGUUGUGAGGACAGCUACAUUGAGUCACUGGCCCGCUGCGCUACCUAUGAUGCACAAGGGGGCAAGUCGGGCAGCGCCUUUCUGGAGACCCGCGACAAGCGCUUUAUUAUCAAGCAGGUACCCAAGGCCGAGAUGGAUGCGUUUGAGAAGCUCGCGCCCUUCUAUUUCGAGCACAUGUACCGCACAUACCGGGAUGUCAUGCACACCCUACUUGCCAAGAUCUUUGGUGUCUGCCGCAUCUCCUACCGCAAUGCCGCCACCGGCAAGUCCAUGAAAAUGAACGUCGUCAUUAUGGAGAAUCUCUUCUACCAGCGCACAUGCUCGCGUGUCUUCGAUCUCAAGGGCUCGGAGCGCAACCGCAUGGUCGACGAGACCGAGGGCGCGUCACUCACCAAGCAGCACCUGCAUGAUGCCAUCUGGAACGACACGCUGUUUCUGUCCAAAAUGAACGUCAUGGACUACUCGCUGUUGGUCGGCUUUGACGAGUCUUCGAACCAGCUAGUCGUCGGCAUCGUCGACUUUAUCCGCACCUUCACUUGGGACAAGAAGCUCGAGAGCUGGGUCAAGGAGUCUGGCAUAUUGGGCGGUGGCGGCGGCAAGGGCCCCACCAUUGUGUCCCCCAAGCAGUACAAGAAUAGGUUCCGCGAAGCCAUGGAACGCUAUUUCCUGAUGGCCCCUGACAAGUUCUUUGUCCUGCCCGCCGAAGACGAGGACUAA